Messenger RNA from Ambispora leptoticha, 1389 nucleotides. Lineage: Eukaryota; Fungi; Glomeromycota; Glomeromycetes; Archaeosporales; Ambisporaceae. The record is from the annotation of a GenBank genome assembly.
AUGUCUAAAAAUCAAAAGGCCACUUCAAUUACUGUACUCCGAAAAAACGCAUUCGCGAUUUUGAAUAUGGAGAAGGAUAGGCAUAUCGGAAAAUCUGGCGGAUUUGUUAAUAAUUAUAAAGAUAUUUAUCAUAAACUACUGAGUUACAAGAGCACUUUAACAAUGCCCAAGCCAAAAUUGUACUUUGCAAAAGUAGAUGUAAAAUGCUGUUUUGAUUCAAUCAACCAAGAUUUGCUUUUAAAUGUCUUGAUCAAAAUACUUAAAAACGAAAAUUACAAGCUGAUCAAAUAUACAACAGUUUCCAAAGUUCGUGAGAAACAAUUCAUCAAAUACGAGAAAAAAGCGUAUCCAGCUGACGAGAUUCCUCAGUUUCCUGAGAUUGCAAAUACUUUGGCUGAAUCUUUGAGAGAUACAGUAUUCGUGGAUGGUGUUACCUAUCAAACCAAGGAAUAUCGGGAGGUAUUACGUUUCCUCGAAAGUCACGUAAAACAGAAUGUAAUAAAGGGGGAAGACAUAUAUCAUCAGUAUGAAGGAAUACCUCAAGGAUCGAUCAUUUCCACACUUCUAUGUAACUUCCUUUUCAAUGACCUUGAGAAAAAUAAACUGGGUUUAUUUAGCGGGAGCGAUGGGUUGCUUUUGAGAUGGGUGGAUGAUUUUCUCUACAUUACCACGGAAAAAAACAAAGCAGUUCAAUUUUUAGAUGUGAUGUGUGAAGGACAUCCGGAGUAUGGAUGCUUUAUCAACAAAGAAAAAAGCUUGGCAAAUUUUGACUAUGAUCAGGUCAAUAAAUGUCAAGUGGAGGUUCCCUGGUGCGGCUUAUUAAUACAUUCGAAAACAUUGAAUGUAAAAUGUGACUACUCUAAUUAUUUGCAUUUAGCCAUUCGUCACCAAAUUACAAUAGAAUUUUCGCAAAACCAGUCAUUGGCUUUGAGACAAAGACUAACAAAUUGGUUAAGGCAGAAUUGUCAUGAAGUUUUCAUGAGUGUCAAGUUGAACUCGGUUUACACAGCACGUCUAAACUUGUACCAAAUUUUUUUAAUGGCUGCUUUGCGAUUUCGCGAAUACGUAGAGGAGUUGGCAUCGAAUAAAGUUGAAAUGUCCCAUAUAUUUUUGGCAAACUUGAUUCGCGAUGCUUUCUUGCACAUGAACCAACUUAUCACUCUUGAGGAUCUUUUUGCGUCAGCUUGGGAAAGACAAGUUAGUUGGUUAGGUCUUCACGCGUUCCGGAGGGUAUUCAUGGCUAGAAAUAAUAGAAGAUUCAAAUAUCUGAUUGAGGAUCUUGCCAAGUUUAUGAUUUUGCUUAAUUUGGGCGGUACUUUAGAGAGGACACUUUGUUCUGUUACGGACCUAAACAAUUCUUUGGUAUUCAAACAAUUGUUAAGGUUAUAA